Molecule: messenger RNA, 2730 nt
Organism: Aureobasidium pullulans EXF-150
Lineage: Eukaryota; Fungi; Ascomycota; Dothideomycetes; Dothideales; Saccotheciaceae
Exons: 3
Coding region: 1-2730 (909 amino acids)
Biological process (GO): regulation of DNA-templated transcription
Cellular component (GO): nucleus; chromatin; chromosome
Molecular function (GO): histone H3K36 methyltransferase activity; protein binding
Source: RefSeq, a predicted model, not a curated record
AUGUCUAAUGGAGGCACUCCCCGCAGAGUCAAGACAGAAACGCCUUCCUCGAAGUAUCCAAGCGCUACACAAUCCCCGGCGGUCAAGGGUGAGCGCGAAGAGACGAUAGGUGGCGAUCUCAGCAUCAAGAUUGAGCCUGGCAAAGCCCCAAAGCUGUCUCGCACAAUGUCGCAUAAAAUCAUCACUGGCCCCCGUCAAUUAUACACCGAUCUGCCCGACUCUACUGAUGAAGCCACUUCGACCUUCGAAGUCCUGCCCGACUGCACCUAUGGCGCAAAGCAUCUUGGCACCACAGAGCAGGCGCUCGAAUGUGACUGUGUCGAAGAAUGGGACGCGCACACCCAGUCCAAUCAUGCCUGCGGCGAGGAUUCGGACUGUAUCAACCGGGCCACCAAGAUGGAGUGCCCCGAGGAUUGCGGUUGCGGAGACGGCUGCGAAAACCAGCGCUUCCAGCGCAAGGUGUACGCCGAUGUUUCUGUCAUCAAGACCGAUAAGAAAGGCUUUGGUCUGCGUGCUAACAAGGACCUCAAGCAAAAUGACUUCAUCUUCGAAUACAUUGGCGAAGUCAUUUCAGAGCCCGCCUUCAGACGGCGCAUGCACCAAUAUGACCAAGAGGGCAUCAAACACUUUUAUUUCAUGUCGCUCAGCAAAGGAGAGUUUGUUGAUGCAACAAAAAAGGGCAACCUCGGCCGAUUCUGCAACCAUUCGUGCAACCCGAACUGUUUUGUCGACAAAUGGGUUGUUGGCGAUCGACUCCGCAUGGGCAUCUUCGCCGAGCGCCGCGUUGAAGCCGGAGAAGAACUCACUUUCAACUACAAUGUCGACCGCUACGGCGCCGACCCCCAACCCUGUUACUGCGGCGAACCAAACUGCUCCGGUUUCAUUGGCGGCAAGACACAAACCGACGACCGUGGAACCCAGCUCUCAUCCAACAUCCAAAAGGCUCUCGGUAUCUUCGGCAAUGAGGAUUGGGAGAAUGCCGCUCACACCAAAAAGCCGCGCAAGAAGAAGGCCUCUGAGGACGAUGAAGAAUACAUCGAUAGCAUCGAGCUGAAGCAGCUUGGUCCAGCAGACGUCAAGGCUGUCAUGGGUGAGAUCUACAAGAACCAGGAAAAAUGGAUCAUCGUCAAGCUUCUGAACCGUAUACAAAGCUGCGACAACGAGAACGUACUCUUCAAGGUAGCCAAGAUGCACGGCUAUGUCAUUCUCAACAAGCUUCUCAAGACCUACAACGACGACACCAACAUCCUGUUGCAAAUUCUGGACAUUCUUAACAAGAUCCCCCGCUUGACUCGCAACAAGAUUGCCGACUCCAAGAUCGAUGUCACCGUCGAGGGCCUGCUUGACAACGAAGACGAAAGAGUCAAGUCGCAAGCUGGAAAGAUCUUCGACGAAUGGAGCAAGCUUAUAAUCGCCUACCGCAUCCCGCGUGUGAAGCGAGACCCCAACCUAUUACAACAAGACAAGAGGCUUGAUCGUUCUGAGAGAAAGGCUCGCGAGCGAAGCAGAUCCCGUUCGCGCUCAAGAUCGAUUGAAGCACCGAGGGCUCCCAAAGGACCAUCUGCCAAGGCAACCCCUUCAGGCCCGCGUGGAGGAGGCCCGCACCGUGGAGGCGGUUUCUUCCAAGGUGGCUCCAGGCCUCCCUUCAGAUCUCGACCCCAUCCUGUUGAGCUCCCUCCCGGCUGGUACGUCGCUUUCGAUCAGAACGGUUCUCGCUAUUAUUACGACGGCAAUGGCAAAGUGCAAUGGACACCGCCCACACAAUCAGCGGUGAAUGCACCACCUCCACCGCCGCCCAGAGUCUUGUCCGAAGCGCAGAAACUCGAGGAUCUGAUUCAGGGUAUCGUUAACAAGAAAGAAACACCAAACACUGACAAGCCUUCGGCCACUGCGACACCGACUGAGACACCUAUGAAAGCCAAGCCUGAUGAGAAGUGGCGUUCGUUACCCGAGGAGAAACAGAAGAGGGUGUACGAAAAUACGCUCUUCCCAUCCGUCAUCCACGUCGCAAACAAAUACAGGGGCAAACUAGACAAAGAGGAUAUUAAGCGCUUCGCCAAAGAAUGUUCGAAAAAGCUUGUCAACUCCGAUUUCAAAAACAAGCGUGUCGCCGAUCCAUACAAGAUCGACCCAAGACAAGAGAAGGCAGUCAAGAAGUUCGUGACAGAUUUCUUCGAGAAGGCUGUCGUGAAGAAAAAAGAGCACGACCAACGCAAAGGACAAACUUCAAGCCAAGGAGACACGGAGCCGAUGCAAAUCGAUUCGCCCAAGGCUGCCGACGUCGACGAACCCACAACUCUUGCCGACUUGGACGAUGGCAACGACCUCUCUGCUAUGACAAGUCCGGCUGUCUUGAAGCGAGCACGAGAAGAGGAAGGUUCAGCAGCAGGUGCCUCAGAAGGAGAUGACCAACAAGGCAAAAAGGCAAGGGUCUCUGCACCUGCACCACCUCCCCCUCCACCUCCGCCAGCUGGAGAUAUGCGUGAUGACGAAAUGCAAGGGACUAGCGAAGACUACUCUAGUGGUGAAGGUUUCUCUAUCAAAGGCGCUGCCGGCGGACUUCACCAGCGCACAACAAAAUACGCCCAGUCACCCAUGCAGGUCGCAACCCCACCCACAACAAACAGUCCGGACGAAGACGAAAGGGAAAGACGGCGCAGGGAGUUCAGCGGAGUCAACGCAGAGAGGAUGAAGCACUUGGGAUUUCUGGACAGGUCCAACGGUCGUUGA